Messenger RNA from Plodia interpunctella (Indianmeal moth), 2199 nucleotides. RefSeq names its product leucine-rich repeat-containing protein 27-like. The transcript has 4 exons. The coding region runs from base 278 to 1507 and encodes 409 amino acids. Gene Ontology annotation, molecular function: protein binding. NCBI's taxonomy places the organism in Eukaryota, Metazoa, Arthropoda, Insecta, Lepidoptera, Pyralidae. The record is from RefSeq and is a predicted model, not a curated record.
AAAAUUAAAUUGAAAUUCAGGCGAUAUCAUGUAAAAAAUUGCAUAUCUUAAUUUUACUUCCAAUUAAUGUACGCUACGAAUAAAUUUAUUUAUAUUUCUAAAAUAAAAAUUGUAAUUGUUAUUAGUAAGUAAUAGUUGGCUGUAUUAUAAUUAACAUUUUGCUUUAGGCAUUAAAAGUAUUAAAACCUGACGCGCCAUUUUUGAAUUACUUACCUAUAAUGAUUAUUUGCUAAACAAUAUUAUCGAUUUAACAAGUGCAAAGAAUUUAUCAAUUCCAAUGUCGGAGGUAUCAAUUCCUACAAAUAUAUACGAGGAGGUCUUAACGGAGGAGACUAUUUGUGAUUUAUCUUCUAGUGAUUUGGAAACGGUACCAAAGUUUGAUAAUAAAUUGCUAACAGUACUUUAUUUACAAAAUAACAGAAUAUCAGAACUGUCCGAAGAUUUCUUCCCGUCUCUCCCUAGCCUCAUGUGGUUGGACUUGAGAAACAAUUGCUUAACCAACAUCCCCAAAUCCAUACAAACCCACCCCAGUCUCACACACUUGUUGCUACAGAACAACAAGUUAACAGCACUUCCAGAUGAGUUAGGUACACUAAGCCUAAAAGUGUUACAACUCAACGGGAAUCCUAUAACCUACCCGCCAAAAGAAAUUAUCAAUGAAGGGACAUUGAAAAUAUUGUCGUUUUUAAACCAAAAAUGUAUUGAAAAAAUUUUAGUACAGUCACCAAUAGAAUUGUCUGAAGAUGGGCAGAGCACGCGUACGUUCGACACCAUAAGCCAAAGUAGAAGUUACAACUCUGUACUGGACAGGAGCAAAAUCAAAGAGAAAUCUCUAUCUGUAAUACUGAAUGACAAAGAAGUUGAUUCCGAAGAGGAGGAAUAUUACGAGAAAAUCAAAGGGAAAUGUCCAAAAUUAGCCAAAAGUAGAUACAAGUCUGUACAGUCAUAUACUCAGAGUUCAAAAUACGUUGAUCCACCUGAAGCGGAAAGCAAGGCCGUGGCUAACUUCAAGAUAAAACAGAAUUACCUAAAAGAUCUGGCUAUAAAGAAACACAAAGAUUUAUUAGCUAAAAGAGAUAAGAUUUUGCAAGAUAGGAAGAACAUCCAACUUCUCCAAAACUGGCGUCGUGAAUACAGAAUCAAGCAGCACUCAGCUGACGGAACAUACAAAUUGGAACCUAAAUGUUUUCCUUACGACACCAAUCCGGAAUACAUGACUUUUUUGACCAGGGAAGAUAUAGAAAAGGAUCUCCCCGAUAAGUAUAAAAGAAAGUUGGUCCGGAGGUGUAAACCGACUGUGCCGAGGAAGAGUUCCAAUGACGUUCAUCUGGCGAUAAAAAUAAAGCAACUUUUUGAGAAUCUUGAAGCUAUAGAUUUGAAUAGAAGUGAUAUGACGCCGAGGACUGAACAGAAGGUGUUGUUGAAUGAAAUACAAAAGAUAACGGAAAUAAAACAGAAGCUUAUGGAGCUAUCGUCGUCGAAUGCAAUGUCGGUGAUUCGAGAUUAGAAAACUAAAUACCAAUUUAUUCAUACCGGUAAAUUUGUCAAGAAAGCGAAGAAAUUAGACGAGUUCGCCUGUCUCCUGCUUACCGGCAGCACUGGGUGUUCACCAAUCUUGACCAUUCUAUUUGAUAUUGCAAUAGCAUAAAAAUGUAGUUCCGUCUAAAAUUAGUUUUCUUCACUUCGUUGACAGACUGUACUAUAUUACUAGUAGUUAAUAAUAGCUUAAUAUGGCAGUAUCAUGACUUACCUAAUAAUAUUGUUACGGCUAAUUUAUCUGUCAAUUUACAAACACUAUCAGUGAGUGACCGAUUACCCGGUCAAGCGAGCAAGAUAUCAAUAGGCUUAGUUAGUUACUUACGAAGCAAAACCACAUAUAUUAAUUGAAAAACCGUAACACGUAUGUAGGUGUUCCAUUUCGCCGCCAUUUAGUGAAAAAACUUCAUACGGGAAUAACAUUAUUGUAUGAUUUAAUAUACGUAAAUCCGUAACAUGUUUCGUCGAAAUAUACUUUAAUUAAUCUAAAAGGCCACCCCGUAUUGUAUCCGACUUAAAAGUAUCCAUAACACUCGCUGCAUUUCCCUGCUGAAUGGCAAUGAAUAUCCUUUGAGAUAAGGAAAGACUAUCAUGGUCAUGCUCAGAAAUGCGAUAGCUUAUUUUUUUUUAACUUUUUGCCUCAGAUCCACUCCUUCAUAAACC